Molecule: messenger RNA, 3448 nt
Organism: Pseudoliparis swirei
Lineage: Eukaryota; Metazoa; Chordata; Actinopteri; Perciformes; Liparidae
Gene: ensab
Product: endosulfine alpha b
Exons: 3
Coding region: 127-471 (114 amino acids)
Cellular component (GO): cytoplasm
Molecular function (GO): protein phosphatase inhibitor activity
Source: RefSeq, a predicted model, not a curated record
AUUUUUUGUCGGGGAGCAGUCGUGUCCAGAAAAGGAGGAUUAGAGUCAGCACAGGUAGCGCGUAUAUCCACCUCUUCCGAGGCGUCUGGCGAACGGGACACUCUGCUUGUCCAUCACACUCACACAAUGUCGUCAGAAAACUUGGACUCGGACACUCAAGUGGAGCACCAGGACGAAAAACAGGACUCCCAGGAGAAGAAUGCAAACCCUGUGAAGGCAGAGGAGGCCAAGCUGAAGGCCAAGUACCCCGGCCUGGGCCAGAAGCCCGGCGGCUCAGACUUCCUGAUGAAGAGACUACAGAAAGGGCAAAAGUACUUCGACUCGGGCGACUACAACAUGGCCAAGGCCAAGAUGAAGAAGCUCCCCGUGGCCGGGCCCGACAAGAACCUGGUGACCGGCGACCACAUCCCCACGCCGCAGGACCUGCCCCAGCGGAAGUCCUCCUUGGUGACGAGCAAGCUAGCCGGCUAGCCUCCGUCCUCCCAGAAGCACCCUCGCCUCCUCCCGGGGGGGGGGGGGCUCCCGUCAGACCUCACCAGUGUCCCUCCCUAUGUCCGCCCCCUCCCGUACCCCUUUCUUUUCAUCCCCAGGCACCACUGGCUUUACCGUGUCGGGCAGGGUUGUAUGAGUUGAAACUCCAUUUUGCUUGUAUGUGUGUGGGGUGAGAGGGUUGGAUGUCUCCUACCACGCACAGCUCCGCCAGCUCCCGCGUGUCUUGGUUUUUUCGGUGUUUCAAGAUGCAUCGCACUAGGCGUGUCAUCGGGCAGGGGUCGGAUGGGAUGAGUUAAUGCACUUUGUAGUCUGUAUAGUAUGCUUUCGUUCUUUAAAAAAAAAAGUUGCAUCUUAAAUAACAAGAAAAUAGUGUGCGUGUGUGAGGACGUUGGGAACCUUGAUUGUUGAUCUUUAUGUUCCCAUCCACGCUGGUGGCUCUAGUGGGAGGAAAGAUGUGAAUAACUGCUUGCAUACCAAACUUGUGAGGGACGGCUGCCGAGCUUAAGAGCCCUUCAGUGUUCACCCACACCAUGUUGGGGAAAGGGAGGCCUCUCUUCAUCUCACCCUUCGGCCUCCUUUCACCGGCCUCUGUUCAUCUCAUCCUUCGGCCUCCCUUCACAGCCCUCCCUUCAUCGGCCUCCCUUCAUCUCACCCUUCGGCCUCCCCCCAAGGUCAUCUGCUGCAGCUCGGCCAAACAGGGAUUUUGAAGCACCGCCUCUUUAUUCUUUCUCUCCGCUCCCUCUAAAUAUGCUGCAUGAUUGUAACAACAAAAAAAAGGAAUUUAACAUGUUGGGGUUUUUGUUUGUUUUCGUUUUAACGGUAAUCUGCGUUGUGAUUGGGGGGAAACGAAAAAAACACACGGAGCCCGAAGCGUCCUCGUUCACGCUUCCGUCCUCCUUUCCCUUUUUAAAUAAACAAUAAAGGUGAAGAAGGUUAUGAACAGCCAUCAGUUACUUAAUGUCGUCCCCCCCCCCCCCCCCCACACACACACACACACUCACUCCUCACUACCUACCAUUGUACGCGUAUCUAUGCUUCUCCAAAACGUCUUUCACGACCCUUUUCAUCGUAGUCAGUUCUCUGCUUUCGUGCCACUGGGCUUUCGAAAGUCCGGUAAAGUCUGCGAAGAACCGGCCCAUGAGCUGCCUCGUGUCGUUCUCCAGCACCGCGGCCCCCGCCGAGGAGUCCGACGCGUCGAUCUCGCUGUCUGACUCCGGGGUGCACGGCAACAAUCCACGUAUGCUCGCUUCUCGUUAGCGGCCCGGGCCGAGAGCCAGCUGAGUGUGUUUUAUUAUUUUUGAAUGGCUGGAGACUCUGCCAACAGUUUGGUUGCCGUUGAGUCUCCAAGACGUGAGUGUGUGUGUGUGCGAGCACUAUGAGCCUGAAAGAUUAGGAGGGGGCAUCGAAGCCCCAGGCGUAGAGCAAAUAUAUGCUUCUGUAAAUACAAACGAGCACGUAAGUAGUGACGCGCUUCAGACAUCUCACUUUCUCCGCGUCUUCGAAGCACCGCUGGAGGUCAGCGGGUCGGAGUGACACGCCGGACACACAAAAGGUCCCAGUGACAAGACGACAAAGUGUCUUUUUCACUGGGUAUUGUUUUUUUAUUUGGUGGCACCGACCAAAAUUAAUUAUUCUUAAUCAAGCUGCUUAUUAAAGCAACAAAAAAAGGAUGUUGCUUUCUCAUCUUUUUUUUGUACUGGAGAUGGUUUUAGAAUACACCGUACACAGAAUAUAGUACACUAGCGUGAGUAAAAGAAUACGACAGCUGCUUGUGAAACCCCACCCGCUCUUCUACCACCAGUAAAACAAACCGACACACACCUGCUCCCUGAUCUAAGGGGUGUCAGCGGGGUAACCACGGUGACAACAGGUGUGCUGCUCAUCCCACCUUUUAUGUGGUUCAUCCUCCCGAAGCUCUGAGAAUCGGCCUCCUUGUGUAAUACUGCUUCAGGGAAACCUUCACAAACGCACGGUGACUCCAUCGCACUCUCAACCGCACUUAUUUCGUUCCUUUCUUUUUCAUUGAGACUUCAAAAUGUGUCAUUUUGCAGUGGAGUGGGGGGGGGGGCGAGCAAGAGAACGGACCUGAACGUAUGUGCUUGUUAUGGCGUUGUAUGAAUGCACUGCUUUUCUUCUCUGUACCAGCCAUUUGUAAAUAGACUUCGACAGGAGGGAAUUAUUUUGUGUGUUGUAUUCCCCACCUGCUUUUCCCUCUCGUAGCCCGAGCUGUCUUCUGAGUCGACGGUUCCUCUCCUUCUGCGUCGUCUCUGAAUGGCAGAGGCUGUGUGAAUCUGUAUCAUAUGAAAAUACGUGUAAAUGCUGCUUAUUCAAAGACACCCUGUAAAGAACACCUGUCCUCGUGGCCUCGAUGUAACUACUCCCAUUUCAAAAAAGGUGCAUUGUUGCGUUUUUAAAUUGGCAAAAACAUCACUGUCUGGCAUCAUAUUGUGUUUCAUAUUCACGCUUUAAAAAGUAACGAUUGCUUGAAGUAGAAGAAGAAGAAAAAGGGGUUGGGGAUAAGCGGCACAGCGGCGUACGGGAGUUCUUGAACGCUACUUGAUGUUUGGCUUUGCACAGAGCGGUUCCACGAGUGGAAACGGCGGGGUAUGUAAACAUGUGCCAGAAUGUAUCGAGAAAUGACAGGCGCUGUCCUCCUGAAGUACUAUUGUACUGCUUUUAAAAAAAACUGAUCUUGUUUAUUUAAUUUUUUCUUGUGUUCUCUUACUGCAUAAUUAGUAUAUUUCAUCUUGGCCCAAGAUCACUGCAGGGAAAAUCAGAGGCACCCCCUUGCUUCCAAGAAAAAGAAGGGUUUACGUGAUAAAAGAGGAUGACUGGAGAACACGGGAAUGAUUUUAAGACUUCAGAGAAUACCGGUGUAUUUGGAAUGUUUCAGUUGUGUGGGAGUAGGUGAGAGGAUUUUUGUCAGUAUUUGAAAUAAACUUUUCCAUUAAUACGA